Molecule: messenger RNA, 853 nt
Organism: Rhopilema esculentum
Lineage: Eukaryota; Metazoa; Cnidaria; Scyphozoa; Rhizostomeae; Rhizostomatidae
Source: RefSeq, a predicted model, not a curated record
AGUCGAAUGUCUCUUUCACGUCCAAAACAAAUACAGAGAGGUGGGAGUUGUCAUUUCAGUCUUUGAAGCAAAAUGCCAUUAAAUCUCGGAGAUGAAAUGCCCAAUUUUGAGGCUGAUACCACCAUCGGCAAAAUAAAAUUUCACGACUGGCUUGGAGACUCUUGGGGAGUGCUCUUCUCUCAUCCAGCUGACUAUACACCUGUAUGUACAACUGAGCUUGGAAGAGUGGAACAGUUAUCAUCUGAGUUUGCCAAGCGUGGCAUGAAGCUAAUUGCACUGUCAUGUGACAGUGUUGAAGACCACAAGGGUUGGAUUGAAGACAUCAAAGCAUACAAUGGCCUCCAGACUUUUUCUUAUCCAAUUAUUGCAGAUCCAAAUCGUGAUCUGGCCAUGAAGCUUGGGAUGAUGGAUGCUGAUGAGAAAGACAAAAAGGGACUCCCAUUAACAUGCAGAGCUGUAUUCAUUGUUGGCCCUGAUAAGAAAGUGAAACUUUCAAUUUUGUAUCCAGCAACGACAGGAAGAAACUUUUCUGAGGUUUUGCGAGUUAUUGAUUCCCUUCAUUUGACUGCUCAAAAGAAAGUUGCUACCCCAGUUGAUUGGCAGAAUGGAGGAAGCUGUAUGGUUGUUCCUUCAAUCUCAAAGGAUGAUGCAGCUAAGCUCUUUCCAAAACAUGAAGUGAAAUCUGUCCCAUCUGGAAAGGAGUACAUCCGUGUUACCCCACAGCCUUGAAAGACUACGAAGGACUUGCAUGAACAAACUUUCCUGAUUAUUUGUAGCUGAUUAUUUUUUCCUUAACUGAAGACCACAUUUGUAGUUGCUGAAUUUUAUUAUGAACACUGUUCUUCAUGAUUAA